GUGCCCCGGAAGCGGAAGUGCAUCCUCUUCAUGAAAGGCUGGUCUACGCCGAGUGGUGACGUUUCCUCAUUGGGCGGAAGGUUCGGUGGCAGUCGUCGGUCUUCCAGCUGGUGGGAGUUGGCGUCGUGGUGCUGUGCUGUGGAACUCUAGUUUAUAGUUUGGGAAGUCAGAUUGUGGGGUCGCACCGGUCUGUAUGCUACUCGGCUUGCCUGGGUUUUCUACCUCCGCGUGGGCUCUCGCGAAGGAAUCCCGGGCCCAUUGCGCCACUGCGUUAGUGGUGCCUUUUGCGAUUUUGUCAUAAGUGUAUCUUAAGCCUUCAGGAUGGUACUAGCAGACCUUGGAAGAAAAAUAACAUCAGCAUUACGCUCCUUGAGCAAUGCCACCAUUAUCAAUGAGGAGGUAUUAAAUGCUAUGCUAAAAGAAGUAUGUACAGCAUUAUUGGAAGCAGAUGUUAAUAUUAAAUUGGUGAAGCAACUAAGAGAGAAUGUUAAGUCUGCUAUUGAUCUUGAAGAAAUGGCAUCUGGUCUUAACAAAAGAAAAAUGAUUCAGCAUGCUGUAUUUAAAGAACUUGUGAAGCUUGUAGACCCUGGAGUUAAAGCAUGGACACCCACUAAAGGAAAACAGAAUGUAAUCAUGUUUGUUGGAUUGCAAGGGAGUGGUAAAACAACAACAUGUUCAAAGUUAGCAUAUUAUUACCAGAGGAAAGGUUGGAAGACUUGUUUGAUAUGUGCAGACACAUUCAGAGCAGGGGCUUUUGAUCAACUAAAACAGAAUGCAACCAAGGCAAGAAUUCCGUUCUAUGGAAGCUACACAGAAAUGGAUCCUGUUAUCAUUGCCUCUGAAGGAGUAGAGAAAUUCAAAAAUGAAAAUUUUGAAAUAAUUAUUGUUGAUACAAGUGGCCGCCAUAAACAAGAAGACUCUUUGUUUGAAGAAAUGCUUCAAGUUGCUAAUGCUAUACAACCUGAUAAUAUUGUUUAUGUGAUGGAUGCCUCCAUUGGGCAGGCUUGUGAAGCCCAGGCCAAGGCUUUUAAAGAUAAAGUAGAUGUAGCUUCAGUAAUAGUGACAAAGCUUGAUGGCCAUGCAAAAGGAGGUGGUGCACUCAGUGCAGUUGCUGCUACAAAAAGUCCAAUUAUUUUCAUUGGUACAGGGGAACAUAUAGAUGACUUUGAACCUUUCAAAACACAGCCUUUCAUCAGCAAACUUCUUGGUAUGGGUGACAUUGAAGGACUGAUAGAUAAAGUCAACGAGUUGAAGUUGGAUGACAAUGAAGCACUAAUAGAGAAGUUGAAACAUGGUCAGUUUACCUUAAGAGAUAUGUAUGAACAAUUUCAGAACAUCAUGAAAAUGGGCCCCUUCAGUCAGAUCUUGGGGAUGAUCCCUGGUUUUGGAACAGACUUUAUGAGCAAAGGAAAUGAACAGGAGUCAAUGGCAAGGCUAAAGAAAUUAAUGACGAUAAUGGAUAGUAUGAAUGAUCAAGAACUUGACAGUACGGAUGGUGCCAAGGUUUUUAGUAAGCAACCAGGAAGAAUCCAAAGAGUAGCAAGAGGAUCAGGUGUGUCGACGAGAGAUGUUCAAGAACUUUUGACACAAUACACUAAAUUUGCUCAGAUGGUAAAAAAGAUGGGUGGUAUCAAAGGACUUUUCAAAGGUGGUGACAUGUCUAAGAACGUAAGCCAGUCUCAGAUGGCAAAAUUGAAUCAACAGAUGGCCAAAAUGAUGGAUCCAAGAGUUCUUCAUCAUAUGGUUUCCCAAAACGCAGCUGAUGAGUUAACUGGCAUAGAUCCCUAUGCCAGCCAGGUACAGGUAGGAAGCCAUGACGUCACGGGUGCUGCCAGGCAGUGGCUCAGCAUUCUCUGGAUGUGGGCAGGGCCGGAAGCGGCCCCGCAGAAGGCCCCGCCUUCGCCUCGUCCCCUCCCCGCCUCGCCAGCCGGCGCCAGUAGAGCCUCUCAGGCCUCGGUGUGCGAGCGACUAGGCUGCGGAGCGAGGCUUGCGAGGCGCUCGCCGGCCACGCCCUCAGGCCCGCCGGCCCCCUCGCCUGUGGCGUGGCUGGGUGCGGUGCGAGACGGCGCUGCCGGUGAGUGCCAUUUCCCAACAGCGGGGCUAGGUCAGUGA
Messenger RNA from Orycteropus afer afer, 2112 nucleotides. NCBI's taxonomy places the organism in Eukaryota, Metazoa, Chordata, Mammalia, Tubulidentata, Orycteropodidae. The record is from RefSeq and is a predicted model, not a curated record.